AUGGCUUCCGGUGGUUUCACAGCUCCUUUACCUUCGGUAUUUACAGGAGAAAACUAUGGUUUCUGGGCUGUAAAGAUGAAAACAUAUCUGAGAGCCUACGAUCUAUGGGAAAUCACAGAAAACGGAACUGAACCUCCACCACUUAGAGCAAAUCCCACUAUUGCACAGCUGAAGCAACAUAGUGAGAAGGUUGCUAAGAAGUUUAAGGCUCUUUCUUGCAUUCAAUCUGCUGUCUCAGAUGCAAUAUUCACUAGGAUCAUAACCUGUGAAAUUGCAAAAGAAGCUUGGGAUAGAUUAAGGGAAGAAUUUUGGGGCAAUGAAAGGACAAGACAGAUGCAAGUAUUGAAUCCGAGAAGGGAGUUUGAAACUCUAAAAAUGAAGGAAUCAGAAACAGUCAAAGAUUUUUCUGAUAGGCUGAUGAAGAUAGUGAAUCAAAUUAGGUUACUCGGUGAUGAUUUGCCAGAUAAAAGAGUAGUAGAGAAGGUCUUGAUCAGCUUACCUGAGAAGCUUGAAGCCAAGAUCUUCUCACUUGAAGAUUCCAGGGAUCUAUCCAUUAUAUCCUUGUCUGAACUUGUCAAUGCUCUUCAAGCCACAGAGCAGAGGAGAUUGAUCAGACAGGAAGAGCAGGUUGAGGGAGCUUUAUUUGUUAAAGGAAAAUACAAAGCUCGAACAAGCUAUAGUGUGAAGAAACCAUCCAAUGAAAAGAAGGGAGUUGAGAGCAACAUAAAUGUUGGUGAAGGGAUGAAACAUCCACCAUGUCCUCAUUGCAAAAAUACAGGACAUUCACCUAAAUGGUAUUGGUUCAGGCCAGGAGUGCAAUGUAGAGCUUGCAAACAAUUUGGACACAUUGAAAAAGUGUGUAAAAGCAAGAAUGAGAAGCAGGAUCUACAGCAAGCACUGGUUGCUGAGAAUCAUGAGCAUCAAUAA
Molecule: messenger RNA, 927 nt
Organism: Olea europaea var. sylvestris
Lineage: Eukaryota; Viridiplantae; Streptophyta; Magnoliopsida; Lamiales; Oleaceae
Exons: 1
Coding region: 1-927 (308 amino acids)
Molecular function (GO): nucleic acid binding; zinc ion binding
Source: RefSeq, a predicted model, not a curated record